Molecule: messenger RNA, 432 nt
Organism: Arxiozyma heterogenica
Lineage: Eukaryota; Fungi; Ascomycota; Saccharomycetes; Saccharomycetales; Saccharomycetaceae
Gene: DIB1
Product: U4/U6-U5 snRNP complex subunit DIB1
Exons: 1
Coding region: 1-432 (143 amino acids)
Biological process (GO): mRNA splicing, via spliceosome
Cellular component (GO): U5 snRNP; U4/U6 x U5 tri-snRNP complex; spliceosomal complex
Source: RefSeq, a predicted model, not a curated record
AUGACAAGUAAAAUUUUGUAUCAUUUACAUUCAGGAUGGCAUGUAGAUCAAGCAAUUGUAACUGAACAUGAGAAACUGGUAGUCAUCAGAUUUGGCAAUGACAACUCAAGAGAAGCUAUGCUAAUGGAUGAUUUAUUAUUAUCUGUUAGUGAAAAAGUUUCCAAUUUUGUCACUAUUUACUUGGUAGACAUUGAAGAAGUCCCUGAUUUCAAUGAAAUGUAUGAAUUAACUGAUCCAAUGUGUUUGAUGUUUUUCUAUCAAAAUAAACAUAUGAUGUGUGAUUUUGGGACUGGUAAUAAUAAUAAACUAAACUUUUUAAUUGAUGAUAAACAAGAACUUAUAGAUAUAUUUGAAGUGAUAUUUAGAGGCGCUAGGAAGAAUAAAGGUUUAGUGGUCUCUCCUUAUGAUUACAGUGAUCAGAGAGUAGAUUGA